Thunnus maccoyii (southern bluefin tuna) is the source of this 2496-nucleotide messenger RNA. RefSeq names its product SWI/SNF related, matrix associated, actin dependent regulator of chromatin, subfamily d, member 1 (gene smarcd1). Bases 32 to 1576 code for a protein of 514 amino acids. Gene Ontology annotation, biological process: regulation of transcription by RNA polymerase II. Lineage: Eukaryota; Metazoa; Chordata; Actinopteri; Scombriformes; Scombridae. The record is from RefSeq and is a predicted model, not a curated record. Gene Ontology annotation, cellular component: nucleus; SWI/SNF complex. The transcript is spliced from 13 exons.
CCACCGUCCGGCGGCGACAUUCAGAGAGGAGAUGGCGGCCAGAGGGGGGUUUCAGUCAGCACCAACUGGAGGUGGUGGCGGAGCAAUGGGACCUGGACCUCCGGUACCGGGUGCAGGACCAGGCAUGGGCCCCGGGACUCCCUCUGGGAGGAUGGUACCCUCGUCGGCGGCGCAGAACCACAUGUACCGCUCCCCGAUGCCCGGGCCCGGCUACCCGAGACCGGGCAUGCCUCCAUCUAGCCGUAUGACCCCGCAAGGACCAGCCAUGGGCCCACCAGGAUACGGCAACAGCCCUGUGUCUCGCCCCGGGAUGCCUGGCGUGAUGGACCCAUCACGCAAAAGGCCCGCCCCGCAACAGAUUCAGCAGGUUCAGCAGCAAAACCGUAACCAGCACACAAAGAAGAAGAAGAUGGCUGAUAAAAUUCUACCUCAGAGGAUCAGGGAACUGGUCCCAGAGUCUCAGGCUUACAUGGAUCUACUGGCUUUUGAGAGGAAGCUGGACCAGACCAUCAUGCGCAAGAGGCUGGACAUUCAGGAGGCCCUCAAGAGGCCUAUUAAGCAAAAGAGAAAGCUCCGGAUCUUCAUAUCCAACACCUUCAACCCCGCAAAGCCUGAUGCUGAGGACGGAGAGGGCACAGUUGCAUCGUGGGAGCUACGUGUCGAGGGGCGUCUGCUGGAAGAUACGGCCGUGUCCAAGUAUGAAGCCACUAAACAGAAAAGGAAGUUCUCCUCUUUCUUCAAGUCCCUGGUGAUUGAGUUGGACAAGGAUCUGUAUGGUCCAGAUAAUCACCUUGUGGAAUGGCAUAGGACCGCCACCACCCAGGAGACUGAUGGUUUCCAGGUUAAGAGGCCAGGUGACGUGGGCGUCCGCUGCACUGUCCUGCUCAUGCUCGACUACCAGCCCCCUCAGUUCAAGCUGGACCCCCGGCUGGCUCGUAUGCUGGGUAUCCACACCCAGACCAGACCUGUCAUCAUUCAGGCUCUGUGGCAGUACGUCAAGACCCACAAGCUCCAAGACCCUCACGAGCGCGAGUUCAUCAACUGUGACAAAUACCUGCAGCAGAUCUUUGAGACCCAGCGAAUGAAGUUCUCUGAGAUCCCGCAGCGUUUGCAUGCACUCCUGAUGCCCCCAGAGCCCAUCAUCAUCAACCAUGUGAUCAGUGUGGAUCCUAAUGACCAAAAGAAGACUGCUUGCUAUGACAUUGACGUGGAGGUGGAUGACACACUGAAGACCCAGAUGAACUCCUUCCUGCUCUCCACAGCCAGUCAGCAGGAAAUAGCAGGCCUGGACAACAAGAUCCAUGAAACCAUUGAGACCAUCAACCAGCUGAAGACCCAGAGAGAGUUCAUGCUGAGUUUUGCUAGAGAUCCUCAGGGCUUUAUCAACGACUGGCUGCAGUCCCAGUGCAGAGACCUCAAGACCAUGACAGAUGUGGUAGCAAACCCAGAAGAAGAGCGAAGAGCCGAGUUCUACUACCAGCCAUGGGCCCAGGAGGCAGUCUGUCGCUACUUCUACUCCAAGGUCCAGCAGAGACGACAGGAGCUGGAGCAGGCGCUCGGCAUCAGGAACACCUAAAGAAAUGUGUCCAAAGGCGGCAGGCAGGAGAGACGACUGAUGUGUGUGCGUGUGUGGGAUGUUCAAAAUGAAUUCCUCCCAGAGUUUUCUGACAAACUUAGAGACAUAGAUGCUAGAUGGCUUUACCGCUAUAUAGGAUGUCAAAUUUUUUUAUCUGCACCCUGCAGCUCGGCUACUAUUGCAGUUUGGUUGCUACUUCCACUUUUUUUUUUUUAUAUGAUUCUUUUUUUUCCCCCUCUCACACCAGAGCUCCUUGAGCACAAUGUAUUUUCACUUGCAUGUGUAAGACUUACCUGGAAGCAUUCCUUUCAUUUUGAUACAUUGUGCCCACACAAAAGUACAGAUUGUACACAAAAUGAAAAGCAGAGGGAGAGCAGACUGUACGUGGCAACUUUUUAAUGUAUUUUGUCCCCAGGAACUAAAAAUAUCUUAAAUCAGCAGGAAUGUGUUGAUUGUGCCAUCGUUCUUUGUUCCCCGUUUUGGAAAGUAAAUUUACAUUUUACACUCCCGGCCCAGCCUCCAGAUGCUCGCCCAUUCGGUUAAAUAUUGAUUGUGAUUGUGUUUGUAAUCAAUCAGGCCACUUUGCUGCAUAUUGGCUCUUCAUGUCACUUUGUCUUAAAACUUCUCAUCGGUUUGUUUUGACAUUUUGUGCCACGAGUCUGUACGAGAGAACGAGACAUUUUAAGGUUUAAAAGCUCAAUCAGGACAGAAUAUACAUUGCUGUGGCAAAACGAUUUUGUUAAGGGUGCCAGUAUGAAGUUUUUCUUUUCCUCUUUUUUUGUUAUAAUCAUUGAUCCUUGUUUUAAAAAUAUGUAUUAUAUCAGUACUUGUCUUGUUAACUAGUACAGAUUAUCAAGGAAGUAGCUAGUAUGAGUACCUCUAGUCUAUAUAGUUUUGUAAAUACUGAGCAGAAAAAAACU